CCGAUCCCAUCCCGUUCCUAUCCCGCUCCCAUCCCGUCCCGAUGUAGCCCCUCUGCCCGCGUGGCUGAGGCAGCUAUGGGAGUUACACCUCUGCUAGCCAGACCUUCCCCCAUGCUUGGCAAUCUGUCUGCUGCAGGGAUGCCCAGGCUGCGUUUGCGGAGGCACCAGCCCGUCAGAUGAAGCUCAGGAGCUCUGAGGAGCAGCAACAGCACCUGUUGGUUCCUGGGAGGCUCUGGGACGUUUGAAAGUGAUUUGGAGAGAGCAAAGUCUGUGUCCGAUGGACACCGAGCCGCAGCCGGCGUGCGUGGUGCCCCAGGUUCCCUGCCCAGCCAUGAAGUGCUCUCCUUCAGAGGACUUUUCUCCCCAGGUGAGGCUGGCUGAUAAGAUCCCCCCGGUGAAGCCUUGCUUCAAGAAGAAGCAGCAAGUGCAGAAGAGACUGGACACACAAACUCUGCGGGCUCUGCGGCCCAUCUUCACCAGCCUGCUGGGAGCUGGGGCCUUGGACAGGGUCUUUGUGCCCCGAGGCCAGCGUGGGGGCCAUGGUGAUUUAUGUGAACCUGCUGUGAAAAAGACUCUGGACCUCGGUACCUCUUGCCCUCAGACAGAAAAUAAUGUGACUGUGCUGAUGCCAGCAGCUCCAGAUGUGCAGGGUCAGCUGCCAGGAGCUCGUCCUUCCCCUGGGCAUCCUGAGCAGGACGUGCAGUCAGGAGAGCAAGGCUUCUCCCCAGAAACUCCUGGAACUGCUGCUGAUAAUGGUAAUGAAUCAUUCCAGGAUCAUCCUUUGCACCCAAGUGCUGCUGAUGGUGCAGCUUGUCCUUUGUUCCCUGACAAGGUUCUGGAAAGCUACACAUCUGGCUUACUCCAGGAGAACAGCUGUCCAGUGCAAUACAACUUGACCCCGAGCAAUAAAUUCAGUGCUGGGAUAUUCCAGGACAAAAGUGAAGAAGCUUCCCUUGACCUGGUGUUUGAGCUCUUGAACCAGCUGCAGUAUCACACCCACCAGGAGGACGGGAUUGAAAUCUGUGUGGAUUUUCUCCAGGGCACUUGUGUUUAUGGCAGUGAUUGUCCCAAGCAUCACACGGUGCUACCCUAUCACUGGCAGGUGAGGAGGACAGCAACCCAGAGGUGGCAAAGUGUGACCAACGAUUCCCAGGAGCACCUGGAGAGGCUUUACUGCAACCCUGACAACGACAAGAUCAAAGUCAAGUAUCGGGGCCAGGAGUGCUGGGUGGAUCUGAACCUUAUGAAGUUUUAUGAAAGCGCAGAGUUCGACCAAAUGCGGCGCCUGUCCACAGCCUCCUGCCCCAGCUCCAGCUCCAACUGCUACACGGUGUGGAAGUACUUCUGCAGGGACCACUUUGGCUGGAGAGAGUACUCCGAGCCCGUGGUGAGGCUGAUUGAGGAGGCGAGCUGCCGCGGGCUGCGCGAGGUGCGCUUCAUCACCUGGCACAACCAGUACAUCCUCAACAUCAAGGAUGGCUUCCAGCAGAACUCCUGCUUCCGCAGGGAGAUCAAGAGGAGGCCCCUGCUGCGCUCCUGCCUGCUGCUCAUGCCCUUCCUGCAGACCCUGGGUGGCAGCUCUGCCGUGCCCUCGCCGUGCUCCGACCCCGCCGCCGCUCACGACCUGUCCCCAGCUGCUGUCACCUGUCCCAGCUUCUACCCCGAGACCUGGAUUGGAAUGGAUCCAGCUCAGGACUUCAUCCAAGUGCCUGUUCUGAAGGAAGACAAAAGCUACAGAACCAUUUACAACCUGUUCCACAAGACUGUGCCAGAGACCAAAUACAGGAUUUUGAAAAUCCUGCGAGUGCAGAACCAGUUCCUUUGGGAGAAGUAUAAAAGGAAAAAGGAGUACAUGUCCAAGAAGAUGUCAGGGCUGGACAGGAUCAUGAACGAGCGGCACCUGUUCCACGGCACGUCCCAGGACGUGGUGGACGGGAUCUGCAAGCACAACUUCGACCCGCGCGUGUGCGGCAAGCACGCCACCAUGUUCGGCCAGGGCAGCUACUUUGCCAGGAAGGCCAGCUACUCCCACAACUUCUCCAAGCGCUCCCCCAAGGGCGUGCACUUCAUGUUCCUGGCCAAGGUGCUCACGGGCAGGUACACGGUGGGCAACCACACCAUGAGGAGGCCGCCGCCCGUGGAACCCGGCAGCAUCACCAGCGACCUGUACGACUCCUGCGUGGACAAUUACUUCGAGCCCCAGAUCUUUGUCAUCUUCAACGAUGACCAGAGCUACCCCUACUUCAUCAUCCAGUAUGAGGAGGUCAGCAGCACCGUGUCCAUCUGACGGCCUGUGCUGCUCCCUGCCACAAACCUCUCGGUUUCUGUGGGAGAGGUAAAAUCUGGACACUUCCUAACUGGUGGAAUGACUUGGAAGGAAGGUCACUGAGGUGACCAACUGUGCACUUGCCGGUUGAUUCCCUAUGUGGAAAUUGUACAUAUUUUUCCAUUGUUUAUAGUUGAAAAUCUGUGCCUUUUGUUAUAAAACACUGUUUAUUUAUGUUAGUAAAUAUUCAUGUUUCAGAA
Messenger RNA from Agelaius phoeniceus (red-winged blackbird), 2526 nucleotides. It is a transcript of the gene TIPARP, whose product is annotated as TCDD inducible poly(ADP-ribose) polymerase. The record is from RefSeq and is a predicted model, not a curated record. Gene Ontology annotation, molecular function: zinc ion binding; NAD+ poly-ADP-ribosyltransferase activity. Gene Ontology annotation, cellular component: nucleus. Lineage: Eukaryota; Metazoa; Chordata; Aves; Passeriformes; Icteridae.